Messenger RNA from Pantherophis guttatus, 3504 nucleotides. RefSeq names its product FEZ family zinc finger 1 (gene FEZF1). The record is from RefSeq and is a predicted model, not a curated record. Gene Ontology annotation, molecular function: DNA-binding transcription factor activity, RNA polymerase II-specific. Lineage: Eukaryota; Metazoa; Chordata; Lepidosauria; Squamata; Colubridae. Gene Ontology annotation, cellular component: nucleus. Gene Ontology annotation, biological process: regulation of transcription by RNA polymerase II.
CGCUGACCCAAGCCAGACGCCGGCCAUGGAGAAGAGCCGGCAGCAGCAGCAGCAGCACCAGCUCCCCCCGACGGCGGCCAAGAGCCUGGCCGUGGCGCGGGGCAACAUGCUGAACGCGCCCAAGCCCCUGGCCUUCUCCAUCGAGCGCAUCAUGGCCAGGUCGGGCCCCGAGCCCCAAGCCCUGCCGCUGCUGCCCCACUUCCUGCAAGGGGGAGGCGGGACCCCCAAAGCGGCUGCAGCCACGGCGGCGGAGCACCUGAAGCCGCCGCAGCAGCAGCAGCAGCAGCAGCAACCGGCGUUCAGCCUGGGGCCCUCCAUCCCCUGCAUGAUCCCCUUCGUGCCGCUGGCUUACGAGCCCUUCGCCAAGGUGGGCUCCGAGCCCAGGAAGCCCCCCCUGGAGCCGCCUUCCUCCUCUUCCUCCGCCUCGUCCGCCCUGAGCUGCCCGCUCAGCCUCAAGCCCCAGGCCGCCGAGGCCUCGCUCACCUUGCCGCAGCAGCCGCCCCACUACAAGCUGGUUCGGCCGCGGGUGAUCAAGCACUCCUCCUUCCACGCCCUGGGCGCCCUGAGCUACUUCAGCCGGGCGGCGGAGCCUCAGCCGCAGCCGCCGGGCCUGAGCCUGCACCCGGUGGCCUCCUAUUUCCUGGGCUCGUCGCUGCCGGCGCCUGCCUUGCAAGACUCGACGGCGCCCAAGUCCUACCUGGCCGAGCGCAACAAGCUGCAGGCGCUGCCGUCCGGGCCGGAGAAGUUCUCCCAGGCAGCCUUCAAGGACCUGGCACAGGCCCAGCUGCACAACGCCGCCGCCGCCGCCGCUGCCGCCGCCGCCGCCGCCGCGGCUCAUCUCCUGGCUUCGGAGAAGCUGCCCUUCAAAGGGGUGCCGUCCGACUUCAGCCGCGGCUCGCCCAGCGCCAAGCCCAAAGUCUUCACCUGCGAGGUCUGCGGCAAGGUCUUCAACGCGCACUACAACCUGACGCGCCACAUGCCGGUGCACACGGGCGCCCGGCCCUUCAUCUGCAAGGUCUGCGGCAAAGGCUUCCGCCAGGCCAGCACCCUCUGCCGCCACAAGAUCAUCCACACCCAGGAAAAGCCCCAUAAGUGCAACCAGUGCGGGAAAGCGUUUAACCGGAGUUCCACGCUAAACACCCACACGCGGAUCCACGCGGGCUACAAACCUUUCGUCUGCGAGUUCUGCGGAAAAGGCUUUCACCAAAAAGGGAACUACAAGAACCAUAAGCUGACCCACAGCGGUGAGAAGCAGUUCAAGUGCACCAUUUGCAACAAGGCCUUCCACCAGGUCUACAACCUGACCUUCCACAUGCACACCCACAACGACAAGAAGCCCUUCACCUGCCCCACCUGCGGGAAAGGCUUUUGCCGGAACUUUGACCUCAAGAAACACGUCCGCAAACUGCACGACAGCGGCGGGAGCGGAGGCGCCUCUCUGGGGCUCCCUCGCGGCGGCGGCGGCAGCAGCGAACCGGACCUUCCGCCGCCGCCGCUGCUUCACCGCCCGUGAAGCCCCCCUGGGCGCGCCCUUCCUCCCCGGCUGCGCUAACCCCCCCCCCGGCCUCUCGCACUCGCUCCUGAGGAAGCCGCGCUGGUGCUGGCAGAAGCAGCGGGACUCCGUGAACUUUGGCUCCUUGGUGGUUGUCAGGGGGAGCAAAAAGACUGCAACCUCCCCCUCCCCACGAUUUGUCGGAGGGCGACGCUCCGGGCAUGUAUUUAUUGAGCCUUGCCAGAUCCAAGCCGCAGCCCACUUUGUAACCCGGAGGGAUCUCUCUCUCUCUCUCUCUCUCUCGGUUGUUCCUGCAUGUGUGUGUGUGCGUGUGUGUGUCCCCCGUGUGUUUGGAGCAGCAAGGCUGACUCUGCGGGCUGGCGGUGCUUGAGCUCACCCGAUAAGGAGAGGGGGUGCUGGUGACAAAAUGUAGAAUGUCAGACUGCAUGUCUUUCCGCGUGGUCUCCUUUCCCGUCUCCUUUCCUUUCCCCAGAGAGAUUUUGCAGCCGGUAGGAAGCAAUUGGAGAGGCCCGCGCGCGCUUAGGAAGGAAGCACUUUCGACUCUAGUUUUCUUUUCAAGUAUCAAUUAUUUCCAAGUGUUCGGAGCUGUCUAAGAAAGGAAAAGGUGGAGCGGUGGGAUCCUCCGGAUACCCGAAGUCCAGAGUCUCUUUUCAUCUGGCCAGGAACUGAGGAGGCUCCUGAGCUGGCCCUUGGGAGUUUGCUGUCCCCCAGAAGCCUUUCCCUGGAAGCAAAUACUUCGGGCAUCCUAACCCCCGGGGGUGGGGGGUGAGGAGCUUCGCAGUCACUAGCGAAGGGAACCCCCUCCUCCCUAGAAAGAAGCCCCCGUUUGGUCCUUCCAAAAACCUGGUCCUGGAUCCAGAAGGAGAGCAAAAUCACUGCCAAUUUGAUAGAACCCGGAAAGAGAAAUUUGUUCCCGGUUCUCUGAAUUUCCUGGGUCGAUCUCGUUCUGUCAAUCGGUUUAUCCCGAUACCCGAAUGCGGAUCUCGCUGGACUCCCUUGAACAAACGGACUCUUUUAAAGGGUGCGGUGAACUCCUGAAGGAGCCCUUUUCCCGAAACGUUGCGCCUCUAGAUAAAAGGGGUUCAUUAGAAAAGGGGCUACCGGGCCCCUCUUGAUUUUGAUGCCCCCAUGGGCCAAGAAGAUGCUUUUUUCAAACGAAGCUGAACCAUAAGGGCGCCCACCUCCCCCCCCCUUGCCGGCCGAUCUCCUUGGCCGCUCCGUUUAUUAGCUUGAGGAUCCCGGCAGAUUCCCCGCGCAUCGGAAAGGGCUGACCUAAAAGGCCAAUCCAAAAGGAAAAAGGGAGAAAUCGCGAUAGGCUUCUAGUCUGGGGGGUGGGGGGGCGUCCCUUCUGAUGCAUCCCUUUCCCACCGAGGACAGUCCCGAAGUUUUUCCCUGGACCGCAUGUGUGAAUGGAGGCGUGCGCGGGUUUGUGUGUCUUUACCUACUUUUGUCACUAAAGACCGUGAAAGUACAGGGGUCUCCAAUCGUGGCAACUUUAAGCCUGGCGGACUUCAACUCCGCCAGGCUUAAAGUUGCCAAGGUUGGAGACUCCUGCUCCAGUGCACCCUCGAGGGGGGGGGAAUCCCCCCCACAUCUCCUUCUUGGGGGCCACCAACGUCCCCCCUUGGAUCUGACAAUCCCCGUUUUAGGCGUCCUCCAGACUCCUUUUGCUGUAUAUAGAGAUUUUUAUCACCCGCUGUGUUGGUUGACUUUGCCUGCUGGUCGCUUCUGUUUGUCCCUCGGGGUUUUCGAUUUCUCCAUUGUUGGGGUCGCUUCUCCCUUUUUUCUCCCCUCGUUCCCACGGCCCACCUUUCAUCUCCUUCAUUCCCCUCGUGGAGGUUUGUACGGAUCUGAAAUUUCCAGUUGUAUUUUUUUAAAUUAUUAUAAUUAUCAUUAUUGCACGUGCAAAAAAAAAAAAAAAAAAAAGCCACGCCAGGGACUGGGGGUUGGAUUUGGUGGCAAAUAAAAAGAAGUGGUUCGCCUCUUGAAAA